ACUUAAUAUUCCCCCAGCCCGUCAGUAGCAAAAACUAAAUAGGGCAACAAAUCCCUCUUUGCGGUACUGAAAGAGCUGUGGCCGGUGAGUUUAUCCCUCUCUCUCGUCGGAGAGACGAAGAAGAUAACAUACAGAGAGAGAGAGAGAGAGAGCGGAAUGGGACGAGAAGGAGAUUGGGAGUGUAGUAGCUGCGGUAAUAAGAAUUAUGCCUUCAGAUGUUUCUGCAAUAGGUGUAAGCAGCCUCGUCUCCUUGUUGACAACAAAACUCCUCAUGAUUCAAAGUGGUUUCCUCGAAUUGGCGAUUGGAUCUGCACUGAAUUUGUUGCAUUUGAGCCCAAGGUCUUCGAAAGUAGUCUAUCUACCUGUGGUGGUAAGGUCUGCAUACAAUGUACCUUCCCAGACCUCAGUUGUGAGAUUUCAGUAGAUAUGUGGUUGUUUACCAAAUAUAGUGGAGGUUGCACUAACAACAAUUAUGCAUCAAGAGAGAAGUGCAAAAAAUGUGGACAACCAAAGGAGGUAGCAGCAAUGCCAGCAAUUGCAAUCCCUGGAGCAUCUCUCCCAUCUCAUCCAAAUUAUUUUGCCAGGACACAAGGAGGUAUGGAACAAAGGUUGAAAAUUGGGUUCUUAGGACAUGGAGCUCUCCAACAACUUCCCUUGAGCUCUAACUGGUCUCUAGGGGAGGCUGGUCAAUACCAAAGCCAGCCUGCUGAUCGGUAUAGACUGCUGCAAACUCCUGGAGUUCCAUAUGCAAGCCAAACGAAUCAGCUGCUUCCAGUUCCAAAUGGAUGGCGUAAUGGUGACUGGCUCUGCAGUUGUGGCUUUCACAACUACUCUUCUCGAGCUCAGUGCAAAAAAUGCAAUGCUUCUGCACCUCCAGCUUCAUCGUCUUCUCUUGCCACUACCCCUAUUACAGCUCUUGGAACAAAGCGAUUAGCAUCUGAGGAACUUGUUCAUGAUUGGGACAACAAGAGGCUGAAUGCAGGACAUACAUUUGGGUAUCAACAAGGCUAUCCAGGAGCAGAAUGGAUGGGGGAUUCAGGGGGAAAUCAACUAACUGCAAUCCCAACGAUCUUCCUUAAUGAAAAUUCAAUGGUGCUUCCUUUGCAAGCCAACAUGCAGAUUCCUCGUGUACCAGCAGCACCUACACUCCUUGGUAAAGGAUUGUGUUGUUGCAUGUUUUUAUCAGGGCAAAGCAAUGGCGUGAUGGGGACUGGAUGUGCACUAAUUGCAGUAAUCAUAAUUACGCUUCUCGAUCAAAUUGUAAUAGGUGCAAAAGUGAGAGAGACGUACCAACUCAACCUGUUACUGUUGCAUAGAAUUUGAGUUAUAACCAACUUGAAUUUGUUGUAGCUUUACAAGAUACAUUGGUAUCCUCCUUUAAACUUUUUAUCAUGUUGUGUGUAGUUUUAGCAGAUAUGGUGAACAUCGAAUGAGGUAUAUUAGUAGAUAUGGUGUAAAUUUGUUGUUUUACCAGUUUUGCUUCAGGUGACCGAGGUACUCAAGAGAAUAGUAUCAGUAUGUUCUCUAUUUUCUCAUUGAACUGUUUCUUCAAAUACUCUUAGACUGAUAUUGCAAUCUGUAUCAACUUGAGUCAUCUGAUAUAUUUAUAUUGAAUCGUCUGUAUUCCUGGUGAAAA
Messenger RNA from Solanum lycopersicum (tomato), 1636 nucleotides. Its product is annotated as ranBP2-type zinc finger protein At1g67325. Gene Ontology annotation, molecular function: mRNA binding. Gene Ontology annotation, cellular component: cytoplasm. The record is from RefSeq and is a predicted model, not a curated record. NCBI's taxonomy places the organism in Eukaryota, Viridiplantae, Streptophyta, Magnoliopsida, Solanales, Solanaceae.